CCGGCCGAAUGAUUAAAAUCCGUAUCGCACGGAGGGAUCCGACGCCGCCGCCGCGACUCGGUACGAUAUCGCUGUAUUAGCAGUAUGUGUACGGCUUUUCUUGCUCAGUUGCCUCUUCCGCCGGCAGCGCCCCCAUUUGUGUCCGCGACGUCGCCGCCGCCAAAUCGUUUUUUCGCGUUUUGUCGUGAGCGUGACAUUAUUUUCUGAUUUGGUCAUCGCGACAGUUGUCGUUUCAUCGGUAAAAUACUUAAAUUAGGCGCACGUCGGUWCCGCGAAUAGGCGUGAACGUUCUAUUCGCCGUCCGGCCCGUUAGACUUCGGGACGUCCAGCCCGGUGGUGCCCAGUCGAGCGCACUCCGUCACUAAGGAAAAUUCCGUCAUCGUGUAAUGAACGUGGUCGUCCAGUCAUAGKGGUUGUACGUCGUUACAGUUAAUAAAAUCAAGUUAUGGACGAAUCCAAAGGAAUAACCCACAAUGGGACAACACUUCUUACCCAACAAAAUAGAAAACAACAUCAUCAAGCAAUUGUAUGGCGAAAUGUCAUGUUGUUUGGUUACCUUCAUUUGGCUGCAUUGUAUGGUGUGUUACUAAUGUUUACCUCCGCUAAAAUUGCCACAACUAUUUUUGCAAUAUUGAUGUACCAAGUAUCUUCAAUCGGCAUUACAGCUGGAGCUCAUAGACUUUGGUCUCAUCGGGCAUAUAAAGCCAAAUGGCCACUGCGUGUGAUAUUAAUUAUAUUCAAUACAAUAGCCUUUCAGAACCAUGUGUAUGAAUGGGCUCGUGACCAUAGACUACACCACAAGUACAGUGAAACAAAUGCAGACCCGCAUAAUGCCAACAGAGGAUUUUUUUUUUCACACGUUGGUUGGUUGUUAUGUCGAAAACAUCCAGACAUUAUGGAAAAAGGACGUGGUAUUGAUAUGUCCGAUUUACUAGCUGAUCCAAUCGUUUCCUUCCAAAAAAAGUAUUACAAGUUCCUAAUGCCAUUAUUGUGUUUCAUAUUACCUACAAUACUACCGGUGUAUUGUUGGGGUGAAAGUUGGGUAAAUUCUUGGUUUGUUGCCACUAUGUUUCGAUACACUUUCUCUCUUAAUGUCACAUGGUUAGUAAAUAGUGCUGCACAUAUGUGGGGUGGAAGACCAUAUGACAGGUUCAUAAAUCCUUCUGAAAACAUAACUGUAGCUUUAUUAGCUUUGGGAGAGGGUUGGCAUAACUACCACCAUGUAUUUCCGUGGGAUUACAAGGCGGCAGAAUUAGGUGAUUACAAACUCAAUAUGACAACUGCRUUCAUUGAUUUCUUUGCUAAAAUUGGAUGGGCAUAUGACCUGAAGACUGUGUCAGUUGAUACUGUACGUAAACGUGUGGAACGUACUGGCAUAAAUGGUCACGGAGAUACUCAAUCAUCGUGGGGUUGGGAUGACAAAGACUUACCACAAUCAGAUCGUGAAGCUGCCACAAUAAUUAACAAGCAAGGAUGAAUGAAUUAAACCAAAGCAUAUAAUUUAAGUUUGUAUUAUGUAUCAGUUCACUGUAUUCUGAGUGCCGUGUGCAUUAUGUUGUAUAUAUUAAUAUUAUGUUUACCAUAAUUAAAGUUUAUUUGUUUAAAAUCAG
Molecule: messenger RNA, 1610 nt
Organism: Diuraphis noxia (Russian wheat aphid)
Lineage: Eukaryota; Metazoa; Arthropoda; Insecta; Hemiptera; Aphididae
Product: acyl-CoA Delta-9 desaturase-like
Biological process (GO): unsaturated fatty acid biosynthetic process
Cellular component (GO): endoplasmic reticulum membrane
Molecular function (GO): stearoyl-CoA 9-desaturase activity; iron ion binding
Source: RefSeq, a predicted model, not a curated record